CGCGCCCUCCGAUCCCCCACCACACCACCUGCGUCUCAGAACAUGGAGACAGCGGCGCACCCAACAAACUUAUCAGAAAAUCCCACCAAAUUCACAAAGAAAAAAACAAAUGGGAUUUCGUUAUGGGCUUUCCUCCUAUCCAUUUUCAUUUACAUUUCCAUAUUCUACACCUUCAACCUCUCCCCAGUGAAUCUCUUAAGAAGCACCAAGUUCUGGUUCUUCAUCUCCAACACUCUUAUCCUCAUCAUUGCUGCCGAUUUCACUGUUUUCUUUUCGUCCAGAAAGUCCGAUUUCUACCAAGAAACUGCCUCUUUUUCUCCCUCCUUUGAAGCCUACAUGCAACGUCGAAACUCGGUUGAGAAAAAUAACACUCAAGAGAAAGUGGUUCUUGAGAUCACACCUCCCGAAGAGAUCAAAUGCGUGAUUUUCCACUCAAGAAACGAACAUGAAGUCGUCGCUAAAGAAAUGGGAACCGACGAACAUGAAGUCGUCGCUAAAGAAAUGGGAACCGACGAUCAUGAAGUAGUCGUCGCUAAAGAAAUGGGAACCGUCACAAAAAACGACUCAGAAAACUGCUACGAGUGUAAGAGUUUUCAAGGAGCGAAUUCGAAUAGUCUGCAAGUUAAAGCCCAGAAUCCAGUUCAGCACGAAGCGAAGAAAAGAGAGGCGAAACGUAGCAAUUCGGAGGUUGGGAUUCUUUUAGAAGAAAAUGAGGAGGAGGAGAAGAGGAACAAUAAUGGUCUCCAAAGGUCACUGUCUGAGAAAUAUAACCUUAAAAACGUCGAAGAAAACAAUGAGUUUUCGGACAUGUCUGUGGAGGAGUUGAAUAGAAGAGUGGAGGAGUUCAUUCAACGAUUUAAUAGGCAGAUUAGGCUUCAAGCUGCAUCCAGACAAUUCCUGAAUUAGAAUAAUAAUAAUAAGAAUAAUAGCAGCAUGGAAGAGCCAAAAAUAAGAUUUUUGUAAAUUAAAUAAAACAAUUGUGGUAGACCGUUGCUAUUUUUUCCUUA
This is a messenger RNA of Ipomoea triloba (trilobed morning glory), 1007 nucleotides long. RefSeq lists its product as uncharacterized. The record is from RefSeq and is a predicted model, not a curated record. The transcript has a single exon. Lineage: Eukaryota; Viridiplantae; Streptophyta; Magnoliopsida; Solanales; Convolvulaceae. The coding region runs from base 43 to 906 and encodes 287 amino acids.